AUGGAUAGUCUGCGAGUAUUGUUUGACCGACUUUCUCAUCUCAUUCCUUCAAAUAAUUUUCGUGAUCCGAAUCCAUCUAGUCGACUUUGUGAAGGAGUUGAAUCGUAUUUGGGCAAAUUGGGAGAUGCGAAUCUCAUGGAGGACCUUAGCGGUUUGGAAAUCUGCGAAUCUUUCUACAUGUGUUGCAUCCAUUUCCUCCAUGACUGUGAAGAUUUAUACAACAAAAGUGCAGUUGGAGGCAACUCGGACAUCCCUUUUUUCAGCAUCUUCCAAGAAAAGCAAAUGUGUACAUGCUUGGAAUUUGUUGUGAGACUAGGAGUUUAUCCUCUUCUGGAUCCUGGAGUUUCAUUACCACUAAAAAUGCGUUCGCAAAAUAUUGAGGACUUUUUCUGUCCUCAGAAGGCGAAGGAUGACAGAAGAGUCGAGAAACUCAUGAAGAUUAUCAAGUGCCUUCUGUGUUUGAAAGAAUCAAAAUCCUUCCAGUUGCGACAGCUAAUCAGUACCAGUUCUUUUUGGGUGAUUUAA
Molecule: messenger RNA, 525 nt
Organism: Heterobilharzia americana
Lineage: Eukaryota; Metazoa; Platyhelminthes; Trematoda; Strigeidida; Schistosomatidae
Source: the annotation of a GenBank genome assembly